CAGCUGACCCGGCCGCUCUCCCCUCGCUGGCUGCUGCCCCGGCGUGCAGGGCCCGGCCGCCGCCAUGUCGGGCCCGUUCGAGCUCUCGGUGCAGGACCUCAACGAUCUGCUCUCGGACGGCAGUGGCUGCUACAGCCUCCCGAGCCAGCCCUGCAACGAGGUCACCCCGCGGAUCUACGUGGGCAACGCGUCUGUGGCUCAGGAUAUCCCCAAGCUGCAGAAACUGGGCAUCACCCAUGUCCUGAACGCUGCCGAGGGCAGGUCCUUCAUGCACGUCAACACCAACGCCAACUUCUACAAGGACUCCGGCAUCACCUACCUGGGCAUCAAGGCCAACGACACGCAGGAGUUCAACCUCAGCGCCUACUUUGAAAGGGCUGCAGACUUCAUUGACCAGGCCCUGGCUCAAAAGAACGGCCGAGUGCUUGUCCACUGCCGUGAAGGUUACAGCCGCUCCCCAACUCUAGUUAUCGCGUACCUCAUGCUGCGUCAGAAGAUGGAUGUCAAGUCUGCCCUGAGCAUCGUGAGGCAGAACCGUGAGAUUGGCCCCAACGAUGGUUUCCUGGCCCAGCUCUGCCAGCUCAAUGACAGACUAGUCAAGGAGGGGAAAUUGAAACUCUAGGGCACCCACACUGCCUCUCUAGAGGUCGAAUGGGGGAGGCCUUGGUUGAGGUGUCCCAAGCCGCCAUGUUUAGGAAACACAGUGUACCCUGCUCCCAGCAUCACCAGGCACUUGCCCACAAGUCUGUCCCAACACAGCCCUGGGCCACUUUCCCCUCGGAGGGGCCACAUAAAGGAGCUUACUAAGGAGGGCAUUCUUGCUUUCUGGUGUGUCCUGUGCCUGUAAUGUAUGAUGUCCUCUCCCUGAGGUGGGGGUGCAGAGGGGGAAGGCCUGUGACAUGCAUGCUUCUCCUGGAGGACCCAGGGCAGGAGGUCUGUGGAAGUGUAAGGCUCGAGACGCCCACAGGGGCCCCUCCUGACCUCCCCCGCCUCCCACCUUCCACCCCUGGGUCCUCUCCUGAGUGGGGACCACAGCGCCUCGAGCCAUGCAAAGGAACUAUGCAAACACAGGCCCCUCUCUCCCCACCACGUCUGUCCCCCCGUCUCCUCACAGCCGUCCACACUCUGCUCACAGGCAGAGUCACGUCAGGAGGUCUGAAGCUGGGGGUAGCCGUCAGUUGUUAGUGGAUGGAAAUUCCCACAAAGAGCCAGCAUUUUAACUAUUUCUUUAGGAUUAAAGAUAUCUAAAGAAAGAGGCCCUCAGGUGGGCAAACAGAUUCCCCUGGAGGACUCCUAAAUCAAUAGUUUUUAAAAUGCGAGUCUUGGAGGGCUUGAGUUCAGAAUCCACUACUUUGGACUGUUUCCCUUGGACUGCCCUCAGUCACUUGGUUUGUUCGAAGAGCGAUGCCUUGGGCAUGGUUUUAUUUUUCUUUUUUAGAAAACAGGGUGUUGAAGUCCAGCCUAUUUAAAAACCCCACCAUUUGGAGAAUUACAAGGGUUUUGUCCUGAAUUAUAGUGUUGGCGAGCCCGAGCCACUCGUGCUAACUGCUUUUUGUCUCGGUUGCUAUUCCAAGAACAGAAGGAGGAAGUUGGCCAAUUACAGCGCGUGUGUGUGGGUGUGUGUGGGGUGUGUGUCUCUCAGAAACACAGCCAGAGGACAGCCGAGCAGGGAGAUGAACGGCCCCAGGCUCAUAGCCUGCCCACUCACAGGUUGUUCUGAUGGCUCUUUGGUGCCAGAGAAGAUCCUGGAGGCUUGGGAGCAAAAAUGACUCAGCCAGGCAGAAAUGAAACAUGGCGGAGCAUCCAAAUGGAGCCUUUAUUGGUGGUAGAGCAAACAAACAAAAAGAAACCACCUUUUCUAGGACUUUUUUUAGGAUGUUGUCAGAAUGCACGAGCACUCACACUCACGUUUGUGUACGCAUGUUUGUCAGAAUAUGGGAGUUUUGUUUUGAACCCUUUGAACCUUGUUAGGACGUUGCAUGAUUGUCAUCCUGAGAAGUGACAGUGCUGUCGUCUUCAGGUGCACUAAGGCAGAGAGGUGGUCCUCAGCCGUGCCCCCUGUGCCUAGCACAUAGGUGUCUGGUAAAAGUUUGUGGAAUUAAAACUUUUUUUUUUUUUGAGCACCAAAUAUGGGGUGUUGUUCUGGUGGGUGUUUCAAACUCCCAGAAGCCUGAAUUCAUGGUAAGAUCAAGGAUUUGUGAAGAAGUCUUACCUGAGUGAACUCUCAGGGACUUUUGUUGAAUAUUUAUAAUUCAUUGGGGUGGGGAAUGUGCCUUUUUCAGUGUGGACCGGGAGCUUCCAGCCAGGACAAGGAGAAGCAGGUGUGUCCCAGGGCCUCCCUCACAGGUGUUAAUGGUCUUCGUCACAGCGGGGGCAGCGCUGCGCAGCCUGGACGUCCCCUUUUCUCUGUGACCACAGCAUCUGCCUUCUUGCCCAGAUAGACCCACCGAAAUGAAAUGGCCGCCCUCUAAACUGUGUACCUCACUUCACAGUUUUCAGAUAACUUUGCCCCUCAAUCUAACUUGAUACUCACAAUAACCCUGUCAAGUUGGUAGAGCUUAUUCAUGGAUUUACAAAAAAGGAACUGGGCUUCAGAAUCAUUAAGGGUGUGACCCUCAGGGUUGUUGCCUGGCUCGAAGGCAGAGCUGAGGCAAGAUUUCAGGUUUGCGGCUCCCAGAAGCUGAAUUCUUUCUCUUAUACUCCUCAAGAAAUGAGCCCCCGGGAGCGUCCAGGUCCGCUGCACGUGUCUUUGACCAGCCCGUGCACACAAAGGCCAGUCAGCUUUGGACAGAGUACAAAGAUUCAAGCUGUGGUGCCAAGAGGGCCUGGACGAGGGUGGGACGGAGUUGGCACACACCUAUCCCUGCUCCUGGAAAAGGAAGUAGAGAGCGUGGGUUCCUGAUUUUAUUAGAGUAUGUGGCUCUCCUUCCAGAAACGUGUGGCAUGCCUGGGUCGGAGCUUUCUGCCCUGCUUCUGGAAGGGGCUCAUGAGCUGGAGCUGGGGCUCCCCUCCCACGCCCAGGCAGUGGUCACCCCACGGCAGCCACAGCCACUUAGGCAAACCCAGCAGAGUGAUGUGGCUAGUUACCCAGGACCUCUCGAGGGCCUCUCUGUGAGGACGUGAGGAGAAAAGGCCAUUGGGACAAUUACUGCCUUUACUUUGGGGCUACUUUUAUGCUGAUAACUUGAAAUUUCUUCAUCGUCUUUAGUCCCAGAAACCCCAUAUUUACUUCACAAGUUUUAGCUCCUAGUUCUUUAUGUAAAAUAAAAUCAAAUUCUAUUGUGUAAGAGCCAACACAUGCCCAGCUGGGACUGGAAGCUGUUUCUGCACAGCUUUCCACCCCCUGGGAAGUGAUGGGUUAGGAACUCAGGGUGCCCCUUGCCCCCUCCCCUGACCUGAUCCCUUUCUGUGACUAGCAGACCCCCAUCUGGGCAAAAUUAAAGCACCAAAUGGUUUUCUUCUCAGUUCUAAAGCAGCACACCUUCCACAGGCUGGUCUGUUUCCCUGCCGCUCUGAGUUAUCUUGAGAGCAGAAAUCAUCUAGCGAAGGAGGGGACUCAUCCAGGAGACUUCUAAAGCCCUUUUUUGGCUCUGACAGUGUAGGGUUUUCUAAGAAUCCCUCCCUGGAAUUUAACACCACCUGGAAAUUAUAGGGGAUGUAAAAGCAUGGUGACCAGCAGGUGGCGUUGUGUUCCACCCGUGGUGAUGGACGGUUUGUGCCUUCUGUGUCACAAGUUAAUGCUAAUGUCUUAAUCAAAGUAAGCACUGAUCUUAUAAGGAAGAUAUGAGCUUUCCUCACAGGAAAUUUCCUUUGUCACAAAACCAGUGUUACGAAUCACUGGUCCUUCCAAGUCAAGACUUUAUCCUGAUUGAAAAUAGAGGCCAUCUCUGGGUGAGAAAACAGAUUGCUGGGAAGCUUAACUUACCUCCUGUCAGCUUUAGGGUAAUUUGAAAGUGUGAAUUUUCUGGACAGAAAAAGGGAAGAUAUCAAACUGGUUUAAAAAAAUGUAAGUUUGACGUCUGCUGUAUCACAAGUCAGUGUUAAAACACUAAAACUGUAACCAAAAUAAAUGUCUUACAUUACAAA
This is a messenger RNA of Equus quagga, 4086 nucleotides long. It is a transcript of the gene DUSP3, whose product is annotated as dual specificity phosphatase 3. Gene Ontology annotation, molecular function: protein tyrosine/serine/threonine phosphatase activity; MAP kinase phosphatase activity. Bases 65 to 622 code for a protein of 185 amino acids. Gene Ontology annotation, biological process: negative regulation of MAPK cascade; protein dephosphorylation. NCBI's taxonomy places the organism in Eukaryota, Metazoa, Chordata, Mammalia, Perissodactyla, Equidae. The transcript has 3 exons. Gene Ontology annotation, cellular component: cytoplasm. The record is from RefSeq and is a predicted model, not a curated record.